GAAAGUAACAAUAUUUAGAAGGAAGCGAAGGAUUAUUUGGACCCGCUACAAAGAAGAAGAGAAAACCCUAGGCUCGUCGCCCCUCUCUGAGAAACCCUACAGCCUGAAGAUGCCGUUCAAGAGGUACGUUGAGAUCGGGAGGGUCGCUCUCGUCAACUACGGCGAAGACUACGGAAAGCUCGUCGUCAUUGUCGAUGUCAUUGACCAUAACAGAGCUUUGGUGGAUGCUCCUGAUAUGGUCAGAUCACAAAUGAACUUUAAGAGACUUUCUCUUACUGACAUUAAAAUUGACAUUAAGAGGGUCCCUAGGAAGAAGGAACUCAUUGAAGCUAUGAGCGCUGCUGAUGUCCAGAAAAAGUGGGAGGAUAGCUCUUGGGGGAGAAAACUGCUCGUGAAGAAAAGAAGAGCAUCACUUAAUGAUUUUGAUAGGUUCAAGCUAAUGUUGGCCAAGAUAAAGAGAGCUGGAUUGGUGAGGCAAGAGCUUGCGAAACUGAAAAAGAGUGAAUCUUAGGAGAAGCCCAUUUCUUUAGCUUCAAAUUUUGUUACAGAAUUUUAUUUAUCUGCUGUGGAUUGUUAUCCCUUCAGCUUCUCGAGCCCUUGGGAGUUGGGGAUUUUUUCUGGAGUGCAUGGAAUUUUGGACAUCAAGUGUAGCGAGUUUUUACCGUGUCUGACUUUUUCACAAUGCAUCAACAUUAGUGGAAUUAAAGUAUAUACCUGAAUCUGCUGAUGUUUCUCCGCUUAAAUGUUAAAUCAGAUUUUUGUGCCUC
Molecule: messenger RNA, 767 nt
Organism: Momordica charantia (bitter melon)
Lineage: Eukaryota; Viridiplantae; Streptophyta; Magnoliopsida; Cucurbitales; Cucurbitaceae
Product: large ribosomal subunit protein eL14y
Biological process (GO): ribosomal large subunit biogenesis; translation
Cellular component (GO): ribosome; cytosolic large ribosomal subunit
Molecular function (GO): structural constituent of ribosome; RNA binding
Source: RefSeq, a predicted model, not a curated record